This is a messenger RNA of Herpailurus yagouaroundi (jaguarundi), 1601 nucleotides long. RefSeq names its product X-ray repair cross complementing 3 (gene XRCC3). The record is from RefSeq and is a predicted model, not a curated record. Gene Ontology annotation, molecular function: four-way junction DNA binding; ATP-dependent DNA damage sensor activity; ATP binding. Gene Ontology annotation, cellular component: replication fork; Rad51C-XRCC3 complex. Lineage: Eukaryota; Metazoa; Chordata; Mammalia; Carnivora; Felidae. Bases 357 to 1409 code for a protein of 350 amino acids. Gene Ontology annotation, biological process: double-strand break repair via synthesis-dependent strand annealing; t-circle formation; telomere maintenance via recombination. The transcript is spliced from 9 exons.
UCGCCCCGUCAGGAGCCCCGCCCCGCCCGCGUGGAUGACAACGGCCGCGUCCAAUCGCUACGCCCGUCCGGGAGAGCGGGCCAAUCGUCAGCCACACCGAGGUGGGAACACUGCUGUUGCGACGCUUGAGUUCGUGUUGUGCGAGGUGCCUGGAACAGUCCUGGGAACGGACUGUGUGUCUGAUAACUGCCUGCACUCCUCCGGGCUGACGGUGAACCCGUCACAAAGGAGACUGCGUACCCAAGCCACUGUCACCCCGCGGUGCUCUGCUCCUGGGGGGUUUGCACUGACAACAAGCGCAUCGGCAUUUGUGUCCCUGGGAGAUUAUCCGUGGUCGCAGUCAACCUGUUGAAGAAAUGGAUUUGGAUCAGUUGGACCUGAAUCCCAGAAUUACUACUGCGGUCAAGAAAGCCAAACUGAAGUCAAUAAAGGAGGUUUUGCAUUUUUCUGGACCAGACCUGCAGAGACUAACCGGCCUCUCCAGCCUCGACGUGCAACACUUGCUGAGAACGGCCUCCCUGCACCUGCGGGGAAGCAGCGUCUUCACAGCUCUGCAUCUGUACCGGCAGAAGAAGAGGUUCCCCGCCCAGCACCAGCGCCUGAGCCUGGGCUGCCCCGUGCUGGACGGCCUUCUCCGCGGCGGCCUGCCCCUGGACGGUGUCACCGAGCUGGCCGGUCACAGCUCCGCCGGGAAGACCCAGCUGGCCCUGCAGCUCUGCCUGACCGUGCAGUUCCCUCCGCAGCACGGAGGCCUGGAGGCCGGGGCUGUGUACGUCUGCACCGAAGACGUCUUCCCGGACCUGCGUCUGCAGCAGCUCAUUGCGGGGCAGCGGCACCUGCGGACGGACGUUCCGGGAGAGGUGAUCGACAAGAUGAAGUUUGGCCACCAGAUCUUCAUCGAGCACGUGGCCGACGUGGACGCCCUGCUGGAGUGUGUGAGUAAGAAGGUGCCCGUGCUGCUGUCACGGGGGAUGGCCCGACUAGUGGUCAUCGACUCCGUGGCGGCCCCGUUCCGCUGUGAGUUUGACGGCCUGGCCUCAAUGCCCAGGGCCAGGCGUCUGCAGGCCUUGGGGGCCACCCUGCGCCGGCUGAGCAGCACGUUCCGGAGCCCCGUGCUAUGCAUCAACCAGGUGACGGAGGCCGUGGAGGAGCGGGGUGCGGCACCCGGGCCACAAGGUCUCUGGGAGGAGCGGGUCUCUCCAGCCCUCGGAAUGACCUGGUCCAAUCAGCUCUUAAUGCGGCUGAUGGUCAGCCGGCGCCGCCCCGAGGAGGAAGCCGUCCUCCCCCCGCCCGGCCGCCCUGACCGCACCCUGCGGGUGAUCUUCGCCCCUCACCUGCCCCCCUCAUCCUGUUCCUACACCGUCAGCAUGGAGGGGGUACGGGGGACUCCCGGGACCGAGGCCCGUUGACGUGGCAGCUGCAGAACGGCCGGCCAGGUCCCAAGAAACCCCGAGUCUGGCCGAGCCCUCCACACUCUGCGGGCACAGGGGACUCAUGUCUUGACCCGGGACACCCAUCGCUGGGACAAGGUCUGCUCCAGGGGUUGGCUGCCCCUUCUCAACGGCGGGAAGGCAGUAAGCACGGAUGACCCGCCUGACGUG